Molecule: messenger RNA, 1245 nt
Organism: Daucus carota subsp. sativus
Lineage: Eukaryota; Viridiplantae; Streptophyta; Magnoliopsida; Apiales; Apiaceae
Exons: 1
Coding region: 1-1245 (414 amino acids)
Molecular function (GO): zinc ion binding; nucleic acid binding
Source: RefSeq, a predicted model, not a curated record
AUGUCUGAAAAUUCACAAACUUCAAACAGUAGAUAUGAGUCAAUUAGGGUUCCGAUCCUCAGGGCAUCUGAGUAUCCUGUCUGGAAAAUGAAAAUGGUUAUGUUUCUGGAGGCCACAGAUCCAGUAUACUUGGUUAAGAUUUAUGAUGGUCCACACAUGCCAACCAAGCUCUCUGUUGCAGUUGGAGAUGAACCUCAGAAGAUGAUUCCCAAAGAAAAGAAGGACUAUACUCCUGAAGACAUCUCAUCAAUCAGCAAAGAUGCAAAAGUAAAGCACUUACUGCAUAGUCCUCUGGACAAUGUUAUGUCCAACAGGGUGAUUGGAUGCAAAACUGCAAAAGAAAUAUGGGAUGCUUUGGAAAUCAGAUGUCAAGGAACCAAAGCCAUCAAGAAAAACAGAAGGACCAUACUCACUCAAGAAUAUGAACAUUUUGACUCAAAGUCUAGUGAAUCAUUGACAGAUCUAUAUGACAGAUUUGUUAAGCUGUUGAAUGACUUAUCCCUGGUGGAUAAAGAGUAUGAUCUAGAGGAUUCAAAUCUCAAAUUUUUACUAGCUCUCCCUGAAAAAUGGGAUUUGAAAGUUACCACUAUAAGAGACAAUCAUGAUCUUGAAGAGAUGUCUCUUGAUGAUAUCUUUGGAAGACUAAAAACCUAUGAACUUGAGAUGGAACAGAGGAAUAAAAGACAUGGAGGGAAACCUAAGCCUGUUGCUCUAAAAGUUCAAGGAGAAGCUGCUGUGAAGAACAAAGGGAAAACACAUGUCACAAAGACUGACACUGAGUCAUCAAACUCUGAUGAUGACUUAGACUUUGAUGUUCUCUCAGACUCUGAGGACAGUGAUACUGAGAUGAUGCAGUUGGCAGCUUUGAUGGUUAAAAGCUUCAAGAAGAUGGCUUACAAGAAUUUCAAUAAGGGAAAGAAAUAUUCAAGGAAGGACAGAAACUCUGACAAGAAAGGCUUCAAAAAGAAUGAAGUCAAGAAAGAAAAAUCUGGAAAAGCUGAUAAGUCCAAGUAUACAUGCUUCAACUUUGGUGAAAAGGGUCAUUUUGCAACUGAGUGCAAAAAAGCCAAGAAUGAAAAAGGACAAGCGUUUAUCACCAAGAAAGGAAGCUGGGCAGACUCAUCAGACUCUGAGGAAGAAGUCAACUAUGCUUUUAUGGCAAACACUGAUAACAGCUCUGAGGCUGGUGAAACUAAGGUACCUCAUUCUACUCUUGCCUUUAACACUGAAGAUAUAAAUGAGUAA